This is a messenger RNA of Anoplopoma fimbria (sablefish), 1785 nucleotides long. It is a transcript of the gene eci1, whose product is annotated as enoyl-CoA delta isomerase 1. Gene Ontology annotation, cellular component: mitochondrion. The record is from RefSeq and is a predicted model, not a curated record. Lineage: Eukaryota; Metazoa; Chordata; Actinopteri; Perciformes; Anoplopomatidae. The coding region runs from base 128 to 1039 and encodes 303 amino acids. Gene Ontology annotation, molecular function: enoyl-CoA hydratase activity. The transcript is spliced from 7 exons. Gene Ontology annotation, biological process: fatty acid beta-oxidation.
AUUAAAAGAAGAAGAAGAAGAAGAAGAAGAAGCAGCAGAAGAAGAAGCAGCAGAAGAAGAAGAAGUCGGAAGUUGUUUUCUGCUGUCUUUUAACCAGAGCUGAACCCGAGUCUGAGCCCUGAAAAAAAUGGCCUUGAGAGCGGCAUUGAGGAACAAAUGCGUCUUGUCAGGUCUUCUUUCUCAGCGAUCCUCCUGCAGCAGUUAUGGCAGAGUGUGUGCCUCUCCUGUCCUCGCCGCUCAGCGGAGGAACAACUCCACCUCGCCUAAAAUAGACGUGGAUUUUAACCAAAACACGGGUGUGGCUGUGAUGCGCCUGCAGAGUCCGCCGGUCAACAGCCUUAGUUUAGAUUUCCUCACAGAGCUCUGCAUCAGUGUGGAGAAGCUGGAGAUGGAUAAAAGCUGCCGUGGCCUCAUCAUCACCUCGAACCAGCCCAAGGUGUUCUCAGCCGGGCUGGACAUCACAGAGAUGUACGGGAAGAGUCGAGAGCGCUGUGGAGAGUUCUGGAGAGCCGUUCAGGAGAUGUGGCUAAAACUCUACGGCUCCGACAUGAUCACUAUAGCUGCAAUCAAUGGAUCCAGUCCUGCAGGCGGCUGUCUCAUGUCUCUGACGUGUGACUACAGGAUAAUGGCAGACAACCCGCGUUACAGCAUCGGCCUCAAUGAGACGCAGCUGGGCAUCGUAGCACCUUUUUGGUUUAAGGACACCAUGACGAACACAGUGGGCCACAGAAACACAGAGGUGGCUCUGCAGCUGGGGCUGCUCUACAACCCGUCAGAGGCCCUGAAGAUUGGACUGGUGGACCAGCUGGUACCUGAAGACCAGGUCCUCACAACAGCCAUGCAGGCCAUGACCAAGUGGUUGGCUAUUCCAGACCACGCCCGAGCGAUCACCAAGUCCAUGAUGAGGAAGCCCACCAUCGACAAGCUGACGUCCAACAGAGAGGCCGACAUCCAACACUUUGUCAACUUCAUCACCAAAGACUCAAUCCAGAAGUCGCUGGGCAUGUAUAUGCAGAUGCUGAAAAAGAGAAGGGCCUAGAGGAAAGAGGGGAAACUCCUUGAAUGACACACGGAUUUGGGGGGAGUUUGUGACGCUAGUUGAAAAACGCAUCUGCCUUCGGUGUCACGUGUUCAUUGGUGUCAAUUGUGCUAAGAUUGUUGAGUACAUCUCCCUGCAGCAGCUCAGCCUCACUGUUCGACCAGCUAACUCGUGGGAGACCCAUAUAAUAAAAUUGUUUGUUUUUCUUAUGUAGCAUAACUACAACUGCAGGUUGUUGCGCAACCCUGUGUUGUACAAUAACAAUAAAUUAAUAAUGAACCUUGAUUGACACCAAUGCUUCUGUAACAAAUGAAUGUUUUCUUCAAAUUUCUUUAGUUACAGUAAUAUCAACACGUUCCGAUUUACUGUUUAUUUUGAGAUGUAUUUAGUAAGCUAGUUGGCCGGACAUGCUAACAUUUUAAGUUUAUAACAAAUCAGGAAGACCCAGUUAAAUCCAUUCGUUACAGUUUUUGAACUGUAACGAAUGGAAGCUGUUACCUGCGUUUCUGGUCUUUUCUGCUCGAUCCCUGAAAUAGUGUAACAUUUUCUACAACGAGCUGAUGAGUUCCUCUGAGUCACUUUACUUCUACACGGAUGCCGCCCCAUCAUCAACAGAGGGCGCUCCUCUUCCAAAGACAUCAUGCAGGGUCAGCCAUCAUACAUAACUUUAUUUGUAAUAAAUUGUUUCAUUUUAUUGAAGUCUCUCCUGAUUGAAAUAAAGUAUAUUUGCAAAGGACACAGCCGUA